GUUGCAGCAGCCUGGGGGAACCGUUAACCGCUGUGGGCGGGGCGCGUGCGGCGGGCGUUGGGCGCCUGGCGCGCGCCGCUCCCCUGCACUCCUGCCUGCCCUCCGCCCCGCCCCCCCGCUCAGGCGGCCGUGGUCCUCUGCGGUGUCUUCACCGCGGACAGACGCCGCUGCCCUCAGAGAGAAAUGAGCGGGCACGCAGAGGUUAAAGUGAAAAUACCUUUUGGAAACAAAUAUCUGGAUGCUAUUUUUUCUGUCCCAAAGAAGAAAUUAACAUGUGGAGUGAUUCUUACCCAUGGAGCUGGAGGAGAUAUGAAUUUCCCUCAGUUAGUUUCUUUGGCAGGCUAUCUUGCAUCCCAUGGAGUUCUGUGCCUGCGGUUUACUUGUAAAGGCCUUAACAUUGCUUAUAGGGCUAAAGCAUACAAAACAGUUGUGGAAUACUUAAAGCUUUCUGAUGAUUAUAAACUUUCAGGUGUUUUCCUUGCAGGCCGUUCCAUGGGCUCACGAGCUGCUGCCUCAGUGAUACGUCAGCUUAGCCAGGAUGGUGGUGAUGACUUCAUUCAAGGCUUAGUGUGUUUAUCUUACCCAUUGCAUCGACCAAAACUUCAGUCCAGGCUCCGGGAUGAGGAUUUAUUAUUUAUCAGGUGUCCAGUGUUAUUUGUCUCAGGAUCAGCAGAUGAGAUGUGUGAAAAACAAUUGUUAGAAGAUGUGGCAAGCAAAAUGAAAGCUCCUAAAAAAAUUCAUUGGAUUGAUAAAGCAAACCAUGGGAUGUCAGUCAAAGGACGAACAACAGAUGAUAUCAUGGAAGAAAUAAACACACAGGUUUUUUUUUGGCUCAGAGAAAACAUUGAACUAGAGCACAAAUGAUUAUGUAUUGUUAAGCAAUACCUUAGGUUAACAUUUCCUAAAUAUAGCAGAUUAGAGUUUGUUAUUUCUGAUAGACAGGUUUUUGAAAACAAGUAUUUUCUGAGUGGUUUAAGUAUAAAUAUAACUUUGUAUGAAUGUAAAAUUUGUAAAACAACUGUUUUUAAGGGAAGGACAAAAUGUACCAAAUAUUCAGUAUUGAGGCAGCAUUCUUUUUUGUAUCUCCAUGAAAAUUCUUACGCAUGUAUUAUCUACAUUACCAAAUAAAUGUUUUUUGACUAUUAUUCAGAGUAAAAUCAGGAUCAGAGGGAUCCUGAAAAUCAGGAAAAUCAGAGGGAAAAAAAUCUAUUUUGAAGCCUCUGAAUCUUUAAAUAUGUAUAUUUUUCUGGGUAUAUUACUAAUGCUAUGCUUGUUUUGAAAAGAUUUUUUUUCAAAUUAAGCCUUAUUUUAAAAAGUUGUUUUGCCAUAUCCUUGACCUCAAUCCACUUCAAAAAACUAUGGCAGAAGUAGAGCAAUCUCCCACUCCUACAAUGUCACUACCUUAAAGAGGCAGAUUCUGAGCCUGCAUGUGGUGGAGGAGAGGGAUAGGAGCAUGGUACUGCAAGCAGUUUUGUGCGUCAGGAACAAAAAAUGUUAGUAGAGUCACAGUUUUGAAAAAUUAGCCUGCUACAAUCUGUUAUGUAAAGGUCUCUUCUCGUGGGCUGCUUGGAGACAUGGGUGGAGAAGACUACUAGAUUAAAAUGGAGAAAAAACAAACGAUGUUUUUACUAGUGGAGGAAUUCCUGGAGGAAGAAGCAGUUCUGCCUGUGUGAUAUGUUUCCCAAGGCUUUUGGUAGGAAGACCCAGAGGAGGCAUGUGGGAGUUCAGGCCUCAUGCUCCAUUAGGAGGAGGAAGUCAGGUCUCCAACACUGAACUCUGAAGACUGGAGGUAUACUUUGUUUACAGCUGGAGGCCUCCCCAAUAUGGGAUGUGAAUAACCUCUUUGAUGGUAUAGCCAAGGAAUGUAGCAAUAUGCUCACUGCCUUAAACCAAAAAAAAACCAGAAGGAUGGAGAAUGCCAAGCUGCACUUCUGACUAUAAAUGAAUGUACAAAAGUGGAAGCAUUUUGGAGUUAAUUGCUGAGUUUUCCAUAGCAUACUGCUGGAUUGGGCACCUGCUGUAUCUAAUAAAAACAUCCCAUGCAUCAUUCUGAGGGGUGAGAACAACCUAUCCACUGGGCUUGCAAGU
This is a messenger RNA of Rhea pennata, 2088 nucleotides long. It is a transcript of the gene TEX30, whose product is annotated as testis expressed 30. NCBI's taxonomy places the organism in Eukaryota, Metazoa, Chordata, Aves, Rheiformes, Rheidae. The transcript is spliced from 5 exons. The record is from RefSeq and is a predicted model, not a curated record. Bases 184 to 864 code for a protein of 226 amino acids.